CAACCACCGGCAGGUGUCCAAAGCCUCCGCUUGCUCCACGGCGGCAUCCUCGACUGGGUGUAGUGUUCCAGCCACAGUCGCAGCCGAAGUGCGCAAUGCCAAGCGGACUAACAACCAGCACCCCGUUCUCGGCAGCGCGGGAAAUCACGUUUUGUCGACAGCAGGGUCGGCGUCAUCUCCUGGAGAUGUUGUAGUUCACACGAUGACAACUGCAACUGGUGCUUACGGAAAGAAAAUGAACAAUGACGUUGGGCCGCAUGAUUUUCGUGACGUGUCUGCAGGUGGAAUAAUUGGAAGUUGUGGCAGUACGUCAGCUAAUGGAGGCGGUGGAUCAACAUCUUCCUCCGCAACUACUCCCUCCACUACUGACCAACAUCCCGCCACGACAGCAGCGGCAGCCGCUGCGAAGCGGUUCGUCAACAGUAUCGAUGCGGCCCAUGCGAGCUCUUUUCAACAGCAGCAGGGUAGAGGCGUUGGCUCCUCUAGUUCUUCUGCCAACUAUUUGCGGGAGCUGGCGAGCAUUGGGAGUGGGUCGCACCAUCUGCAGAGGGAUUUUGAGACGAAAAGCCGGCAGAAGCGGGAGGGCGGGCUUGGUGGAGAUCAUUUCAGGCACCCGUUAGACGUGGAUCAUCAUGAUGCCGGGCCCUCGCAUAGUGUCGGAAAGAAUUAUAGUCGAAGCAGUAGCAGACAUCACCCGACUUCGGGCCUGUUUCGGCAAGAUCCCCACCAGGAAUUGCAGCAGACACAGAAAACUACAAGCUCGACGUCCUGGAGUAGAGCAAAUAAUGUUGCCCAUGUGUCUUUCUUG
Amoebophrya sp. A120 is the source of this 808-nucleotide messenger RNA. The record is from the annotation of a GenBank genome assembly. Lineage: Eukaryota; Dinophyceae; Syndiniales; Amoebophryaceae.